AGCGUGCAUCCCGUUGCUAUGGCAACUGUGGAAUUUCCGUGUGUUUAUGACGUCACAAAGAAGAGUUUACCAUUUGAGGAGCGUAGAAGGUCUGCAGUUGAGUGUUAAAGAGCUUAGACGAGUUUGAGGGAAGUUGUUUCUUACGAACACUGUAUACACACAUCAACUGAGUCUCUAGAUACAGACUAUAGACACAAACAGACAGUGAGUUUGAUAACUGUGCAUUAAGAACAGAUCUGUCAGUAUGAUAACUCCAGACACAGUGUCUAUAGUGGCGAGAGAGGUGCAUCUGGAGGUUUAUCUCAACGGCGUCUUCUACACCGGAGACGGUUCCUUUGCAUUAGAUGGUAAAGAUGUGCAGCUGGAGCUGGAGAUCACCGAUGCCAUCUAUGACCUUCUCGGCUUCAGCGGUAAUCAAGAGAUAGAUGUGAAGCUGCAGGUCAUGACGGAUGAACACAUCUCCGUCAGUUCCUGCAGUCCAGGAGAGAUGCACGUACAGCUGGAGACUGACGAGAAUGACCACAUCUCUGUCUGUGAGGUCAAAGAUCUGCAGCUGGAGAUGAGCAGGAACAGCAUCUCGGAGCUGAAGAGCCCUGAGCCGGUGUCUGAAGAUGAGAGCGAUCCAGUCCCAGCAGGAGCUUCAGGAGAACAAGCCCUGGAUGCAGAGGAGAACCGCUCAACAGAAAGCACUGCCGGGUGGAUGUUUGAGGAAAUGAGUGCAGUCUUCCAGACAAACGCAGUGAAUGCUGUUGGGGAACCUGAAGAGGAUCUGAUUGAUCCAAAGGAAUCCCAGUGUGUCCCAGAUCCAAGUGUUCCCGAGCCACAACUUGAAAUGGAUCUGGUCAAUAAAGAGCAAUUGUGUAUGACUGAACCUAAAGUGGAUCUGGUUGAGCCAGCUGUUUCUGAGCCAGAAGCUCAAGUCACAUCAGAUCUUUCAAGGUUGGAAAACCACAUCCCUCUAAACAUAUUCGAGCUGGAUGAUCGUUUGAGGGAAUGUACACUGUCCAUGACUCCAGUCUCUGAGGUCUGGCCCAGGGUCUUCAUUGGAAAUGAAGAGACAGCAAGGGACCGAGAUAAACUGAAGGAGAUGGGAAUCACACACAUCCUAAACGCUGCAGCCCCAAAGAAGAACCUGAAGUUCCUGUUGGGAAUGGCAAGAGAGAAAGACCUUCUAGGAACGGUCAAUACAGGGUCCAGAUAUUACAGAGGCUUGCACAUCAUGUACUGUGGCUUGCCUUCAUCGUACAGACACUGUUUUGAUAUCAGCAAGUACUUCAUGCCAGCUGCCAAAUUCAUUGAAAAGGCCUUGAGGAACCCAAUGAGUAAGGUGUUGAUUCACUGCACGCAGGGCCUUAGCCACUCGGUGACUCUGUUUCUGGCGUAUCUGAUGAUCUGUCAUGACAUGAUGGUUGAGGAGGCCAUCGAUCACGUCAUGAAGGUGAGACACAUCAGACCCUGGUUUGGUCAUCUGAGGAAGCUGCUGUUUCUCAACGCAGACCUUGUGCUGCAGAGAAAACUAAAGCUGCAGGGAAAAGAACCAGGGAGAAAGAUGCAAAAAUGGCAGAUAAAAACAAAAUAGAGCACAGAUAAAAGAGUGUACA
This is a messenger RNA of Carassius carassius (crucian carp), 1601 nucleotides long. RefSeq names its product protein phosphatase Slingshot-like. Gene Ontology annotation, biological process: protein dephosphorylation; negative regulation of MAPK cascade. The coding region runs from base 245 to 1579 and encodes 444 amino acids. Lineage: Eukaryota; Metazoa; Chordata; Actinopteri; Cypriniformes; Cyprinidae. Gene Ontology annotation, cellular component: cytoplasm. The transcript is spliced from 4 exons. Gene Ontology annotation, molecular function: MAP kinase phosphatase activity; protein tyrosine/serine/threonine phosphatase activity. The record is from RefSeq and is a predicted model, not a curated record.